GGUUAACUUACGGUCGCUUAACAUUUUUAAGAGGAUGUUUGAUCCACGAGCAACGUUUGAAUAGGGAAGGAAAUCAUAAUAAAAAAUGCACAUCUUAUAAUCAUACUUAUUAUAACUAUCUCUUUUCUGAUCCUGUGGAAUACCAGCUAUUUCAGUGUAGUGGAAAUAUUUUCAAUUGCACUGCAGUAACACGUUUUUCAGCUGCUUUAACAAUGCGUCUUGAAAAUCAGCUCUAUCGAUUAUCAAUUGAUGAGAAAUUAAAUAUUAUAAAAACUCAUCAGUGGAAUGAUCAACUUACGAACUCGAUAAAACCACUGUUAACAAAAAAUACUAAUUCGAAUGAGAUAUGUAAAUGUUACUGUGAUGAUGAGUCUCAAAGAAAUACUAUUCAAUCAUUUUGCCAAGAUAUGGUUGAAACAGAUUCACUUCUAGGAUAUGUUCUUACUGGAGUUCGGUUCAAGAUAAGAGAUCGAAUAGUGUAUUUAGAAAUCCAACAAGGGAAACUAGUUAAUGGCAAUAUUGAUCUUAAAACAGUUCAUUGGAAAAAUUCACAACCAUGUAGAUAUUAUGGAGUGUUGAACUACAACCAUCGUUCUCUACAACUAGAUGAUGUACUGGCUCCUGAAGGUUAUGCUAUAACAGGAUUAUUUUGGAUAAGAUACCACAAGCGAACAGCCUACUUUGGUUUUGAAAAAGGAAGAUUGAUAUUAGCAAUCAAAGCAACAAGAGUUGAUAAUCAUGGAAAUUUAGUACCUGAAAAAUGGUUGAUACGAGAGAAAAUAUCAGCACCAAGCCGGGUAUUGCAUGUUUUUAAUCAAUAUAUUCUUUCAUCUCCAACAAAAAAAAGUCAAGAACUUAGCACUCCUAACAAGCAUUACAUCAAGUUCCGAACGACAAGUUGGUCAAAGGAUUUUGCUCAACAUGUUGUUCCUUUCAUCGAUUUACAAGAAGUUAUUUCGAAUUCUUCUAAACUCGUUACUGGAGUGGGUGUUUAUUAUAGAAGUCGUAAACAAUAUGGUGGUUUUAUUGCUCUAAAACUCAUCAUUAAAAAAUCAAUCAAAAUUUAUUAUUUAAAUAAAUCACUGUAA
Messenger RNA from Chelonus insularis, 1088 nucleotides. RefSeq lists its product as uncharacterized. The record is from RefSeq and is a predicted model, not a curated record. The annotation marks the transcript as partial. The transcript is spliced from 5 exons. NCBI's taxonomy places the organism in Eukaryota, Metazoa, Arthropoda, Insecta, Hymenoptera, Braconidae.